This is a messenger RNA of Astyanax mexicanus (Mexican tetra), 7279 nucleotides long. RefSeq names its product multidrug resistance-associated protein 1. Bases 338 to 4873 code for a protein of 1511 amino acids. Lineage: Eukaryota; Metazoa; Chordata; Actinopteri; Characiformes; Acestrorhamphidae. Gene Ontology annotation, molecular function: ATP binding; ATP hydrolysis activity; ABC-type transporter activity. The transcript has 31 exons. Gene Ontology annotation, cellular component: membrane. Gene Ontology annotation, biological process: transmembrane transport. The record is from RefSeq and is a predicted model, not a curated record.
GUGGGUCUAAGAGCCGAACCCUGCGCCCACCUUCAGAAGGAGGAGAGAGUGAGUCUUAAACAGAGGAGCAGCACCAACCUGAGCAUAAACACAGAGAGAAAGAGAAAGAGAGUGAGAGAGAGAGAGAGAGAGAGAGAGAGAGAGAGAGAGAGAGAGAGAGAGAGUGUGAAAGAGAGUCUCACAAGUCAGCCAACUGAUUCAGACUGAGACUAAAUAAACAAGCUGAGGUUUAGAGGAUUCGGGGAGCUGUGGAGGAGGAAAAGCGUGUGAGUUGUAGCAGAAAUCUGUGUAAAGUGGAGAAAAAAGAAGACGCCGGAGGAGAACAGAAGGAGUCUGGAUGGAUGAGCUCUGCUCCCUCAGUGACCUGGGCCCUCUGUGGAACUGGAACCUGACUUGGUUCACCCCAAACCCAGACCUGACCGAGUGUUUCCAGCACACAGUACUGGUGUGGUUUCCCUGCUUCUACCUCUGGCUCUGCGCCCCUUUCUACUUUCUCUACCUCGGAUUCCACGACUAUGGACGCAUAUCCGUCUCCAGCCUCUGCGUCACCAAGACGGUUCUGGGGUUGAGUCUGGCGUUCUUCAGCCUGUUGGAGUUGGUGUAUCUGCUGGUGAGCAGAAGUGGAGAGCUUAAUAAUCACAUGGUCUUCCUUCUCAGCCCUGUCAUUCGCAGCCUUACCAUGGUGCUGACAGUGUGUGUGAUCCACUUGGAGAGGAUGAAGGGCUGCCGUUCUUCGCUCUUCCUCUUCGUCUUCUGGACGCUGGCUGUGGUGUGUUCCCUGGUUCCUCUCAGAGCGAACAUCCAGGCUGUUGUCGGAGAGGUAUGCUGCUCAGAGAGCUGUUCAAGAGACAGUGUGCGAUCUGCGGCUUUCUUCACCUGCUUCUCUCUCCAGCUGGCUCAGCUCAUCCUGAGCUGUUUUGCUGAUCAGCGUUCGGACGAUUUGAAAUGGGUCGAUGUAAAGAACCCCUGUCCAGUUGAAGAUGCUUCAUUCUUGUCUAAGAUACUCUUCUGGUGGUUCAGUGGGCUGGUUGUAAAAGGUUACCGCUCACCUCUGAAAGCUGAAGAUCUGUGGUCACUCAGAAAAGAGGACACAUCGGAGAAGAUCAUUGGUGAUCUGGAGAGAGAGUGGACCACACAGUGUGCCAAACUGCAGCAACAGGAGAGGGGUGACAGUGUAACAGCUCUGGGCUGCAGAAUUACAGAGCAGACGCAGCUGCUUCACAAACUACGGCAAGAACAAAGCUCUGGAUUCCUCCUGCUCCGGACUCUGGCCAAAACCUUCGGACCCUUCUUUCUGACCGGAACGCUCUGCCUCAUCAUCCACGAUGCCUUCAUGUUCUCUAUUCCACAGGUGCUGAGUCUGCUGCUGAGCUUUGUGGGAGAUAAGGAUGUCCCCUUGUGGAAGGGUUACCUGUUCGCCUUCACCAUGUUCUUGCUGUCCUGCCUGCAGUCCCUCUUUAACCACCAGUAUAUGUAUUCCUGCUUCACUGUGGGCAUGAGGGUCAAGACCGCUGUCAUGGGCCUUGUGUACAGAAAGGCUCUGGUGAUCAGCAGUGCUGCUCGGAGGACGUGUACAGUAGGGGAGAUUGUGAACCUGGUGUCUGCUGACACACAGAAGCUCAUGGACUUUGUUGUGUACUUCAAUGCAGUCUGGUUGGCACCUAUUGAAAUUGGCCUGUGCCUAUUCUUCCUCUGGCAGCGUCUAGGUCCAUCUGCAUUGGCCGGAAUCACCACAGUCAUCCUCAUCUUCCCUUUGAACGGCCUCAUCGCCAAGAUGAGAAGCAAACUCCAGGAGGUGCAGAUGAAGUACAUGGACGGUCGUAUAAAACUGAUGACUGAAAUUCUCAGUGGGAUAAAGAUCCUGAAGUUCUACGCCUGGGAGAAGGCCUUUGAAGAGAGGGUUCUGGGAUACAGGGAAAAGGAGCUAAAGGCCCUGAAAAAAUCACAAAUCCUUUACUCCAUAUCCAUCGCCUCCUUUAACUCCUCUACCUUUCUGAUUGCAUUUGCCAUGUUUGGAGUUUACGUGCUGAUUGACGAGAAGAACGUUCUGGAUGCUCAGAAGGUUUUCGUGUCCAUGGCGCUCAUCAACAUCCUCAAGACUCCGCUGAGUCAACUGCCAUUCGCCAUGAGCACCACCAUGCAGGCCAUCGUCUCUCUGAAGCGUCUGGGAAAGUUCCUCUGUCAGGAUGAGUUGAAGCUGGACAGUGUGGUCAGAGCUCCCUUUAGCCCUGAUGGAGACAGUGUGACAAUAGAGGAUGGCACUUUUAGCUGGUCCAGAGACGGACCACCAUGCCUGAGGAGAAUCAGUGUGAAAGUGCCACGCGGGUGUCUGGUGGCGGUGGUGGGUCAUGUGGGCAGUGGGAAAUCCUCCCUGCUUUCUGCCAUGCUGGGAGAGACGGAGAAGAAGAGUGGAAAUGUCACAGUAAAGGGUUCUGUAGCAUACGUGCCCCAGCAGGCGUGGAUCCAGAACGCCACACUGCGGGAGAACAUCGUGUUUGGGCAGGAGAAAAAGGAGAGCUGGUAUCAGACAGUGCUGGAGGCGUGUGCUCUUGUGCGAGACCUGAACAUCCUGCCUGCCAGGGAUGCCACCGAGAUCGGAGAGAAGGGAUUAAACCUGUCGGGUGGACAGAAGCAGAGGGUGAGUUUAGCCCGAGCCGUCUACAGGAACGCUGAUAUUUACCUGCUGGAUGACCCACUAUCCGCUGUAGACGCUCAAGUGGGUCAGCACAUCUUUGACAGAGUCAUUGGGCCUAAAGGAAUACUCAAAAACAAGACGCGUGUUCUGGUGACCCAUGGGCUGAACUUCCUGCCCCAGGCUGAUCUGAUCCUGGUGAUGGGGGACGGAGAGAUCACAGAGACGGGAUCGUACAUCGAGCUGCUCAACAGGAGAAAUGCCUUUGCUGACUUUGUUCAAACCUUUGCUGGAAAUGAGCGUAAAGAAAUUUCCACAAACAAAGGCACCAGGAAAUCAGUGUCUCGACUCAGCGUGGCAGACUUCUCUAUUGACCUCUCUCAAGAGCAGCUCAUCAGUGGAGACAUGGGAGGUGCUAACAUUCAGACCAUGGAGGCCUUGUCGGACUCUGAGCAGGAGCAGGACCAGGAGGAACUGGGUAAACUGACCGAGGCUGACAAAGCCCACACCGGCAGGGUGAAGCUGGAGAUGUAUGUGGAGUAUUUCCGGACCAUCGGCCUGGCCCUCAUCGUCCCCAUUGUCUUCCUCUACGCCUUCCAGCAGGCCGCCUCUCUGGGCUAUAACUACUGGCUCCGGCUGUGGGCUGAUGACCCAGUCAUUAACGGCACUCAGGCUGAUGCGGACGUGAAACUCGCUGUGUUCGGAGCUCUUGGUAUCGCACAAGGGGUUGCUAUUUUUGGCACCACAGUAGCUAUCUCUCUGGGAGGCAUCAUUGCAUCUCGCCAUCUUCACAUGGACCUGCUCAGUAAUGCCCUGCACUCGCCCAUGGCCUUCUUCGAGAGCACGCCCAGCGGGAAUCUGCUGAACCGCUUCUCUAAAGAGGUUGAUGCCAUCGACUGUAUGAUCCCUGAUGGCUUUAAGAUGAUGCUGGGGUACGUCUUCAAGCUUAUGGAGGUCUGCAUCAUCGUGCUGAUCGCCACACCUUUUGCGGGGCUGGUCAUCCUGCCGCUGACUCUGUUCUACGUCUUCAUCCAGAGUUUCUACGUGGCUACUUCCUGCCAGCUUAGGCGCCUGGAAUCAGUGAGUCGCUCACCCAUCUACACGCACUUCAACGAGACGGUGCAAGGAGCCAGUGUAAUCCGGGCAUUUGGAGAGCAGCCUAGGUUUAUCCUGCAGGCCAACGGCAGAGUGGACCACAACCAAACCUCUUACUUCCCCAGAUUCGUGGCCACCAGGUGGCUGGCGGUGAAUCUGGAGUUUCUGGGGAACCUGCUGGUUCUCGCUGCUGCUAUCCUGUCUGUGACGGGUAAAGACACUCUGAGUCCGGGCAUCGUAGGACUGGCCGUGUCACAUUCUCUCCAGGUGACGGGAAUUCUGAGCUGGAUUGUUCGGGCCUGGACAGAUGUGGAAAACAACAUUGUUUCUGUAGAGAGAGUGAAAGAGUACGCAGAAACGCCUAAAGAGGCACCCUGGACCAUAGAGAACAGAUCUCUACCAUCAGCCUGGCCACAGACCGGCAGCAUUGAGUUCCAGCAGUACGGGCUGCAGUACAGGAGGGGUCUGGACUGGGCUCUGAAGGAAAUCACACUGAACGUCCAAGAGAGAGAGAAGGUGGGGAUCGUUGGGAGGACAGGUGCAGGGAAAUCUUCUCUCGCUCUCGGAAUCUUCCGGAUUCUGGAGGCGGCGAAGGGUGAGAUCUACAUCGACAGGGUCAACAUCGCCCAGAUCGGCCUGCAGGACCUAAGGUCCCGCAUCACCAUCAUCCCACAGGACCCAAUUCUGUUCUCCGGUUCUCUGCGGAUGAAUCUGGACCCGUUCGAUGGUUACUCUGAUGAGGACAUGUGGAGAGCUCUGGAACUCGCUCAUCUGAAGAACUUUGUGUCCGGCCUGCCAGACAAACUGAACCACGAGUGUUCAGAGGGAGGAGAGAACCUGAGUCUGGGUCAGAGGCAGCUGGUGUGUUUGGCUCGAGCUUUACUGAGGAAGACGAAGAUUCUGGUUCUGGACGAGGCGACGGCAGCUGUGGAUCUGGAGACGGACAACCUGAUCCAGUCCACCAUCCGCACUCAGUUUGAGGACUGUACUGUUCUGACCAUCGCCCACCGUCUCAACACCAUCAUGGACUACACCAGGGUGAUCGUAAUGGACAAUGGCUACAUCACAGAGAUGGACUCUCCUACAAACCUCAUCGCUCAGAGAGGCCAGUUCUACUGCAUGUGCAGAGAAGCUGGAUUAGCGUGAGCAAAGCCACAGGAGCUCAUCAUCCUUAGGAGUCUGUGACGGAACAGGAAAACAAAUUUUUUCAAGGAACAUGGCUCAAAACAUCACAGGAAAUACUGAAAAAGAUUGUUUAGAGUGUUUAAAAGGAAAGACCCUGACAGGUUCUGGUUCUGCACACAGGUGUCUGAUUCUGAGGUGCUAAAGGAAAAUACAGACCUUCUGGUACACAGCCAGUGAGAAGAAUUUUCCUGGACUGUUACUUUACUGAGCAGAUGAAGUUUCAUUCAGUGUGUGGUGUUUUCACCCUAACAGCAGCACUGAGAGAACUAGUAUAGGACCGGUUCCCCAGACCUAGAUUAAGCCGAAUUCUAGGAUGCAGUUUCCCAGACAGGGAUUAAGCCUAGUCUUGGACUUGGACACAGCAUUAUGAAUGGAGUCUAGGACUAGGCUUAAUCCCUUUCUGGCAAACCGACUCUACAUGUUUAGCAAAACUUGUAGCAAUGGUGGAUCCAUCUUCAAUACAUGUAAAUAGAUGGAAAACCUAUUGUAGACAGUUCCAUUAAGAUCCGUUCAUGUCGAGAAUUAAGGUUUUUAAAGGGUGUAGACUGAAAGGAAUUUCUGAUGGUGAUUCAUCAUCUGCACUGCACUUUAGAUCAGGACUACACUCUUUAGAAAAAAAAGGUUCUCCAAUGAAGGAAAUGGUUCCACACAGAACCAUGACAAAGAACGUUUUAAUGCUUAAAGUGUAACAGGUUUAAGUGUAAAAGGGCUUUCCCUGCAGUUGCAGACUAUAAUUCAUGUUUACAGCACUACCCCUCCCCUCCCAGCACAAAUCUACUCGUGCAUCUGUUUACGAGUGGAAAGGGCAUUUGGCAUUUGGAAUGGUAUAUUGUAAUGCCUAGACAUACUACAGUCUGUUUAUAUGAUGCAGGGAGUUAUCAUAGGUUGUUCCUACUCUUCAUUUGGUAGAUAGAUUAUCACUGUAGAACAGCUAGCAUAGCAGAGAAGCUAUGCCACCUUCAUCAAAACUGAAGUUAAGAACGUAAGGCUAUUGCAAUAUUUGUGAAUCUGGAACAGAUCUGAGUUUUCUUAAUCAUGUUAAUAUAACAUAUUACAGUGCGAAGCAAUAUUAUUCAUUGUUCUAGCUCAUUACUAGCAUUGACUGCAAAGGAUAUAUUAGUCAGAUAGUAGUGCCUUUGUACUUUUCUGCAUUGACUAUCACAGAAUUUAAAGGAGAACUUUAAACUGUAAAAUAGACUUUUGGUGUAAUAAAACAUAAUAAAAAGUAGUUACCUUUGAUUAAUAGCCCACCACCGUUCUCCCACAGCUUCCUGAGAUCUAGUAAUUUUGUUCUUUUUGCCCAGCACUCUGUACAACAGCCAUAUCAGGGCAUAUUUUCCCCCAAUAAAUCGCUUUUUACACCGUUAUCCUAUUACACCUCAACUAAGUGGUGCAAUGAUUUUGAAGCUGUAAUUUUAUUUCUUUUCUUCUUAAGAGUAAUCAAGAAAACUACCUAGUGUCCCUUUAAAUGGUUUCUUCUUUAGGCUGGACCACCAACAAAUGCCUACAUUCUGAGCAUAUAGGGUUUUUUUGACUAAAACAAGAGCUGUAACCCUCUUGGUGCUGUUUAAAACAUUUAAAAUCUCUUCAUGUCAGUUUCCCAGACAGGGAUUAAACCUAGUUUUGGACUACACAACAUUUUAAAUAGAGAAUAUAGUCUAAGAUUAGGCUUAAUCCCUGUCUAAGAAAGAGGGAACACACAUAUAAAAAAAAAAUAAAAAAACAGUUAACAUUCCACCAUUAUAACAGAUAUAUAAUAUUGCACUACACUACAAAGUGCAAUAUGCACAGCUGUGUGCAAAUAUCUGUGCAUCCCUAGUCAAAUGGUAUGGGAAGGGGUGACAGACCAAAUUAGGUGCUGAAAAAAAAUGACAUAUAAAAACAUUAAUGCAAUAAUCUGCAGUGAAAACACCAUUAAAUCUAGACGACUCUUUAAAACUGUAUUUUUGUACUUAAAUGUCAGGGAUAAUAAUAAUAAUGUUACAGUAUUCAUGAAAUGAACGUAUGUGUUUAUGUAGAACAGAACAAUGUGUGCAGGUGUAUCAGUAUCAGUAUCAGCGCUCAUAUGUUUUCAGUAGCCUUCAUGAAUUCCUCAGUCAGGAACUGCUGGAACAGGACCACAGCCAUCCGGAAGCUGCUGAAGAUCUGUGCACGGAUUCAGAGUUAUUUACUGUAAACGAGCGCUCGACACUAACCUGGCAGCUGCAGACUUCCCGAAUUCCUAAACAAGGCUGGAAAUCCUUUAAAUUAAUAUUUAUACUGUAUUAUAUCUGUGUAUUUUUGUAUAUUUACUUUAUAAGAGUGUAAAACUGUUUAUAUCUCUAUGGACAGCAAUAAUUAAUAUUGAAUAAAAAAAAUUAAAAUGUU